This is a messenger RNA of Engraulis encrasicolus (European anchovy), 9006 nucleotides long. It is a transcript of the gene unc13c, whose product is annotated as protein unc-13 homolog C. Gene Ontology annotation, cellular component: presynaptic active zone cytoplasmic component; plasma membrane; presynaptic membrane. Bases 84 to 7643 code for a protein of 2519 amino acids. Gene Ontology annotation, molecular function: phospholipid binding; diacylglycerol binding; calmodulin binding. NCBI's taxonomy places the organism in Eukaryota, Metazoa, Chordata, Actinopteri, Clupeiformes, Engraulidae. The record is from RefSeq and is a predicted model, not a curated record. Gene Ontology annotation, biological process: synaptic vesicle priming; synaptic transmission, glutamatergic; synaptic vesicle maturation. The transcript has 33 exons.
UUUUUCUGCACAAUUGAAUUUUAAACCUGCUGUGCUUCACUGCAUCUGGGUGAGAAAUAACAAAAAACAAAACAUUGACCUCCAUGGUUUCUGCCCAUCUCAAAAAGCUAUCAUCUUACAUUAUUAAGAUUUGUAAAGGAAUGUUUACAAAGAAAUUGGCGAAUACCACAAAGAAGAAAGAGAGCAGUGAAACUAAAAAAGAACCAAAACUUACCCCAGAACUGCAUGAUCGGAAUCCAACAUUAUCCACGGCUCUAAAAAGCACAGUGAAAAAAAUAUCCAAAUGCUCAUCUGCACGCAACAUUUCUCUUGAAGAAGACGACGGAAAAAACGACUGCUCAUCUCUUUCGCCAACAUUCAGUUACCGUGUAGCCAUCGCUAACGGGCUACAAAAAAACGCUCUCUUGAACAAUAAUGAAAAUAUAUUUCACGAGGUCUUGUCCAUCGACAGCAGUUACUCUGACUCUCUAAACGAGGCCAAACUCGUCCAUAGAUUCGAUGAACAAAAAGCCUACACCAUGCCAGUGAGACGAAACAGAAAGAGCCUAAUCAGUCUGGCACCGUCAGAUGGGAGCUCAGAAGGCGAGCGUACCGAGCGCACCAGCUUGCAUACCCUUCGGUUGGGCGCGCUGCGCAAGCUGAGGAAAUGGAAGAAGAGUCAAGAGUGCGUCUCAUCCGACUCAGAGGUGAGCAACUGGAGGAAGACGCUGGGCAUCAGGAGCAAGUCUCUGGACCGGGCCGGGCGUCAGCACAAGGCCACCACCCUGGAGCCUGGCUCCAGCUCCACGGGCUGCAUCAGCCAGACCCAGGAUGUCAUGGAGAUGAUCUUCAAGGAGCUGCAGGGCAUCAGCCAGAUUGAGACCGAGCUCUCUGAGCUGCGUGGCCAUGUCAACGCGCUCAAGAGCUCCAUCGACGAGAUCUCCAGCAGCGUGGAGGUGGUGCAGACCGAGAUCGAGCAACUCCGCUCCGGCUUCGUCCAGUCGCGGCGGGAGACGCGUGACAUACACGACUACAUCAAGCAGAUCAGUCAUCAGACCAACAAAUCGACGCUGAGAUUUCUAAACGUGCCUGAGGACAAGUUUGAAAAAACAGAUGAUCUCAUUUAUCAGAUCCUAAAGGAGAAAAUGGGUUUUGCUGAAGCACAUAAGACACUAAAAAUCGAACUGGCCCAUAGAUUAGGGCAUCAAAGAGAAUGUUCCAGUGCAAAACCUCGCCCUAUUAUAGUUAUUUUUUCAUCCCCACAAGACAGGGAUUUAGUUUUAAAAAAGAGCUAUAAACUUAAAGGAACAGGUAUAUCGAUCUCCACCGAUGGCUUUGGCCAAGAGUCGAAGGAAAAGAAAGAGAAAGGGAUCAGCUCCUCACAGACAUAUGAGAGCAUGGACAUAAAAGUGUCAACUAAGGACAAAGCAAUGACAGAGAGCGAUGACUGGGACUCGAUGGAAAGUGACAAGGAACUAGAUGAACUUAGCAAAAACAAAUAUGCAAUGGUCAAUAAGCCAGUCCAAAAAAGUAAGUCGGACAGAAAAAGCCGCCAUGAAGACGCAUCAUAUGGCUGCUCGGUCCAUUACGCAGACGACAGCUACGAUGACCAGGACAAGCAGGGCAAGCCUUACUAUUCAGACGGAGCCCCCGGCUGGCUUUCGCAAAGCGACUACUCCACACCCAAACUCAGCCGCUCGGAGUCAGACUGCUCCAAGCUGUGCCAGUCUUACUCAGAGGACUUCUCAGAGAGCCAGUACCUCACCAGAAUCAAUGGAUCCUCUCUCCUCUCUUCCUCAGAUCAGGAACUGUGGCAACGAAAGCAGGAGGACAUGGCCUCAGCCUGGUACGCAAGUCCCACCGGCGAGGCCUUGAGUCAGGAGAACACUCAGUAUGUAGAGCGUAACGAAGUGGAGACGACUGACACCAUAGACAGUGGUGUGAGCAAUGGGCUGGUGUGCAUAUCAGGGGACCGUAGCCACUACAGUGGGUCGCAGGUCUCUCUGCAGGGAGAUCUCUCUCCCUGGAAGGACUGGCACCACUUAGAACAAGGUGCCGACUCAGGCCUCGACGCCUCCGCAGACCAUAAUAUAAUUUCUGAGGUUAGCAGCCCCUUUGACCCGGCAGCCAAUCCUGGCUUCCCUGUGAACAUCACAAAAUGUCUGGAGGUGGAUUUGCAGUUUGAGGGCGAGAGUUACAUGACACUGGACAGUACCCCCUCCACGGAGCCUGUGGUAGACAGUGACGUUGCCAUUGAAAGCGAGCUGAUGGAAAGUGAACCAGUGGCAGAGGUCAAACCAAUGGUAGAGGUCAAGCCAAUGGUAGAGGUCAAACAAGUGAAGGAAAGCAGAACUGUUAGAGAGAGCAGACCGAAGAAAGAGAGUAAGCCUGCCAGAGAGAGCAAACCAGUCAAAGAGGCUCCACCAAUUAAAGAUAAGAAGAUAACAAAGGAAAUCAAACCAGUUAACGAAACUAGACCAGUUAAAGAAACUAAACCAGGUAAAGAAACCAAGCCUAUUCCUGAGAGCAAACCACUGGUGGAGAGUAAGCCGGUAGUUCAAAAUGAGCCAGUUGUGCAAAGCAAACCUGUGGUAGAGAGCAAACCAGUUGUGCAAAGCAAACCUGUAGUAGAGAGCAAACCAGUUGUGCAAAGCAAACCUGUAGUAGAGAGCAAACCAGUUGUGCAAAGCAAGCCUGUAGUAGAGAGCAAACCAGUUGUGCAAAGCAAACCUGUGGUAGAAAGCAAAACUCAACCACCACAAACCAAACCUGAAGUAGAGAGCAAACCUGUGGUAGACAGCAAAACUCUGCCACCACAAACUAAACCUGCAGCUGAAAGCAAACCUGUGGUAGACAGCAAAACUCUGCCACCACAAACUAAACUUGCAAACAAAAGCAAACCUGUGGUGGAACCCAAAAGCAUCACUCCACCACAGCCUCUACCAAGCCAACAGUUCAAAGAAGUUAAUGUUAAUCACUUUCAACAAAAUCCAAAAGGCUCUCCAAUGUACCGCAGUCAAAGUGAAAUCAGGACCGAAAAUGUGGAAGAGGUACCCAAAUCCUGGAGCAGUAGGCUUAGUAUAGACCUCAGCGAGAAAUCCUCCUUUGGUUUUGGUUUUGGCAACACCCUGCAGAGAGCCAAAUCUGCGUUGGAAGUAGUCUGGAACAAAGGCUCUACCACCAGCACCACCAGCGCUCCCACGGAGGAACCCGCUAGCUCCUCCUCGUUUUUAGGCCGAUUCCGGUCCAAUUCCCAGUCCACAGUCAACGACUCCAGCACCACGAUAGACUCGGACGUGUACGCGGACUCGUUCUACUACAAGGCGGACGAUGAGGCGGAGCAGGCCACGGAGCAGCCCGUGGACAAUGAGACACAUUAUGUGGAGGUGAUGGAACAGGUGUUGGCUAAUCUAGAAAACAGAACCAAUGCUAAUGAGACGGGGGAGGAGGAGGAGUAUGGGACAGAGCAAUAUCAAGAAGGACAAGCACAGGAACAAGAGCAAGAACAAGAAGCCGACCAGGAAGAGGAGGCCCCUCAGGACUACGACAUGCCACAAGAGAACAUUGUUCUAGAAUACGACUGUAGCCUCGACGACCAAUAUGAGGAAGAAUACGUUGAGGAAUAUGACGAAAACCAAGUGACCGAGGACACUGAGGAGUAUGAUGCCAUGGUGGAGUACAUUGAUGUGACCGAGGAUGCGGACGACAAUGAGGAGACAGAGGACAUAGACGAGGUUGAGGAGGUAGAGGAGAUCGAGGACACUGAGGUGGUAGAGGAAGCCAUUGAGGCUACUGAGAAAGAGGCCAUUAAAGAAAAUGUGGAACAGCAAGAGGAUGAAAACAAAAACAUACCUGAGACUACACCUGCUCAACCCCCAGCCGAAGCCCCGCCCAAGAAGAGAGUUCGUCCAACCUUCAAAGAGGCUGCACUGAGGGCGUACCGGAAGCAAAUGGAUGAGCUGCAGCAACAAAUCCUUGCAGGAGAUAGCAAUGCGUUGGAUUCACAGCCACACCUGGCUCCAUCUAUUUUGGGUGUUUACACUAAAUCUGUCUGCUCUUGCAGGGCUGGCAGCAUACUUUAUGGUAUUGACAGCAUGCCUGAUUUGCGGCGCAAGAGGACCAUGCCCAUUGUCCGAGACCUGGCCUUGACUUUGGCUGCUCGAAAGGCAGGCAUAUCGUUCGCCCUGGUGAGCAGAUCAACUCUGAACAACGAGGAUCUGAAACUCCAUGUGCUGAGGAAGACUUUGCAGGCCUUAAUCUACCCGAUCUCUUCCACCACACCUCACAACUUUGAGGUGUGGACGGCGACGGCGCCCACAUACUGCCAUGAGUGUGAGGGGCUGCUGUGGGGCAUCGCGCGCCAGGGCAUGCGCUGCUCUGAGUGCAGUGUCAAAUGCCACGAGAAGUGCCAGGACCUCCUUAAUGCAGACUGCCUACAGAGGGCGGUGGAGAAGAGCUCCAAGCACGGAGCCGAGGACAAGACCCAGAACAUCAUCAUGGCCAUGAAGGAGCGCAUGAAGAUCCGGGAGAAGAACCGGCCCGAGGUGUUCGAGGUCAUCCAGGAGAUGUUCGAGAUGUCCAAGGAGGACUUCGGCACGCACCUGAAGACGGCCAAGCAGGCCGUGCUGGAAGGAACCUCCAAGUGGUCUGCCAAGAUCGACAUCACAGUUGUCUGUGCCCAGGGUCUGCAGGCCAAGGACAAGACCGGCUCCAGUGACCCCUACGUGACCGUGCAGGUGGGGAAGACCAAGCGCAGGACCAAGACCAUAUUCGGAAACCUCAACCCUGUCUGGGACGAGAAAUUCUUUUUUGAAUGCCACAAUGCGACGGACCGGAUCAAGGUGAGGGUCUGGGAUGAAGAUGACGACCUCACGUCUCGGGUCAAGCAGCACUUCAAGAGGGAGAGCGACGACUUCCUGGGCCAGACCAUCAUCGAGGUGCGCAUGCUCAGCGGAGAGAUGGACGUCUGGUACAACCUCGAUAAAAGAACAGACAAAUCUAUGGUGUCGGGCGCCAUCAGGCUGAAGAUCAGUGUGGAGAUGAAAGGGGAAGAAAAGGUGGCUCCGCCCCAUGGCCAGUACACUUGUUUACACGAGAACCUGUUCCACUACCUGACGGAGGUGAAGAAUGGAGGAGCUGUGAAGAUCCCGGAGGUGAAAGGUGACGAGGCGUGGAAGGUCUACUUUGACGACGUCUCCCAGGAGAUAGUGGACGAGUUUGCCAUGCGCUUUGGUGUUGAGUCUAUCUACCAGGCCAUGACUCACUUCUCCUGUCUGUCUGGGAAGUACAUGUGUCCAGGCGUUCCCGCGGUGAUGAGCAACCUCUUGGCCAACAUCAACGCCUACUUCGCCCACACCACCACCGCCACCACCAACAUCUCCGCCUCUGACCGCUUCGCCGCAUCCAACUUUGGGAGAGAGAAGUUUGUGAAGCUCCUGGAUCAGUUGCACAACUCUCUGAGGAUCGAUCUGUCAAAGUAUCGGGAUAACUUCCCAGCCGGCAACCCUGAGCGCCUGCAGGACCUCAAGUCCACAGUGGACCUGUUAACCAGCAUCACCUUCUUCCGGAUGAAGGUGCAGGAGCUACAGAGCCCUCCUCGUGCCAGCAUGGUGGUGAAGGACUGUGUGCGCGCAUGCCUGGACUCCACAUACAAAUACAUAUUCGACAAUUGCCACGAACUCUACAACUCCAUGCUCGAUCAGGGCAAGAAACAGGACCUUCCUCGCGAAGAGCAGGGACCCUCCGUCAAGAACCUGGACUUCUGGCCCAAACUCAUCACACUCAUGGUGACUGUGAUCGAUGAGGACCGCACUGGAUACACACCCGUACUCAACCAGUUUCCCCAGGAGCUCAACAUGGGACAAAUCAGCUCUGAGAUUAUGUGGAAUCUGUUUGCCCUGGAUAUGAAGUAUGCAAUGGAAGAGCACGAUAAGCAUCGCCUAUGCAAGAGUACGGAGUACAUGAAUCUGCAUUUCAAAGUGAAAUGGUUCUAUAAUGAGUACGUGAGAGAUCUGCCGGCCUUCAAGGGGAUCCCACCGGAAUAUUCCCUGUGGUUCGAGCCAUUCGUCAUCCAGUGGCUAGAUGAGAACGAGGAUGUGGCAAUGGACUUCCUCAACGGAGCCCUCGAGAGGGACAAGAAAGAUGGAUUCCAGGUGACGUCCGAGCACGCUCUGUUCUCCUGCUCCGUGGUGGACGUGUUCACGCAGCUCAAUCAGAGCUUCGAGAUCAUCAAGAAGCUGGAGUGCCCCAACCCGCACGCCCUCGCACACUUCAUGCGCAGAUUUGCAAAUACCAUCAACAAAGUUCUUGUGCAAUAUGCUGCAAUCAUAUCCAAGGACUUCCCGCAGUAUCUGAGCAAAGAGAAAGUGCCCUGUAUCCUGCUCAACAAUAUCCAGCAGCUCCGGGUGCAGCUGGAGAAGAUGUUUGAGUCCAUGGGAGGGAAACAGGAGGAAGGGGUGGUGGCCUUCUGUAAGUUGGAUGCUGAGGCCAGUGAACUGCUGAAGGAGCUGCAGAACAAGCUCAACACCGUACUGGACCAGCUGAGUGCGGUCUUUGGCUCCAGUUUUAAGCCUGUGAUCGAGGACUGUGUGAAGCAGAUGAAUCAGGAGCUGGUGCAGAUGAAGGGGAACAAGAGCAACGCUGCCAUGGACGCAGAGACUGUACUGAGGCCUCUCAUGGACCUAUUGGAUAAGAACUUGAUGCUGUUUGCGAAGAUCUGCGAGAAGACGGUUCUAAAGAGGGUUCUAAAGGAGCUCUGGAAGAUCGUGCUGAAUACCAUCGAGAGGCAGAUCGUCCUGCCUCCCCUGACGGACCAGUCGCAAGGGGCACAGAUGAUAUUUAGUGCUGCAAAGGACCUGGGCCAAUUAUCCAAACUCAAGGAACAUGUGAUCCGUGAUGAGGCUCGUAGCCUGACACCGCGCCAGUGUGCAGCCAUGGAUUUAGUGCUUCCUACCAUCAAGCAAUACUUCCACGCGGGUGGUAAUGGUCUUAAGAAGACAUUCCUUGAGAAGAGUCCUGAUCUGAAGUCCUUGAAGUAUGCUCUCAGCCUUUACACUCAACCCACAGAUGCCUUGAUCAAGAAAUAUAUAUGCACCCAGACCUCCCAAGGUCAGUCUGCCGCCGGAUCGGUGGGGGAGGUGUCCAUGCAAGUGGAUCUCAUCUCUCAUCCAGGCACCGGGGAGCACAAAGUCAGCGUGAAGGUGGUGGGAGUGAACAACCUCGCCUGGAAGACCAACGCCAUGUUCAGGCCGUUUGUGGAAGUCAACGCCAUCGGCCCGCAGCUGGCUGACAAGAAGCGCAAGUUCAGCACUAAAACCAAGAACAACAACUGGUCAGCAAAGUACAAUGAAACAUUCCAAUAUGUACUGAGCAAUGAGCAUGGUCCUGAGCACUACGAGCUGCACGUCUCAGUGAAGGACUACUGCUUUGCGCGGGAGGACCGCAUCAUCGGCUUGACCGUGAUCCCGCUGCGGGAGCUGGCUGACAAGGGAAGCCUGCCGGUCCUCUGCCCGCUGGUCAAGAACGUCAACAUGGACGAGACGGGACUCACCAUCAUGCGGAUACUCUCCCAGAGGACCAACGACGAGGUCGCCAAGGAGUUUGUGCGUCUGAAGUCCGACACGCGGUCCGCUGAGGAAGUGGCGGCGGCCGACGUGAAAAAAUGAAUCAAAUCAGAUCAAAUCAAAAAUCCAAUCAAAUCGGGAUAAAACAUGCAGCGACGGAAAAAAGCAAGCGGGUAGUGGAGGGAUAAAGACGCAUCUAGCCUAUCCCAGCCAGCUGGCCCAAGGAGUUGUGUUGUUUGUUUUUGUGCAUGUGCGUAAAACAUCUGUUGGAAUGUUCAUUUUAAACUACAGUACGUACAAGUGUUUACCUAAUGUAUGCUCACUAUUAAGUACUAUAUUCUAUAAGUUACGUUCAAAGGGACAUUGAGUACAUUUUUGUAAGACUAUUAGUCUUUUUGAACAGAGAUUUGUUCAGAUGAAGUGCCAAACCAGAGUUUAAAAAAGUAAACUAAAACAGAGAUAUAAAAAACUAUGGUGAACUUGGUAUCUUUUUGAGAAAAAAAACUUGCUUGAUUUGUCCGGUGUAUAAUCAUUCUCUUUGGCUGUGUAGCGUUUUACUCGUUGAGUCCCUCCAUUUGCACCAGUUUGUUACACACAUUCCUUCUGACACGCUUACACACACACACACACACACACACUGACACACACACACACACACACACACACACACACUGGUUGUGCAUGUCCUGUGUUGGACCAUGUCUCUCCCAUGAGCUCACAGUGGCCAUGGCAACGGUCAGAGUUCCAAGGUCGUGAUCCUGUGCCCUCCGGUUUGUAUUUCAGAGUCAAUCCCUUCAGAAAAAAAGAGACAUUUUUUUUAACGGCGAUGACUGCUACUUCAGACUUCAUAGGUGUUUGUAAUUUUAUAAUCAUUGACAACAAUGAAGACAGCCUCCUGUGCUAUCAGUUGAAAAGGAAAGUUUGAAGCAGUGUUUACUUUAAUGACAUAUUUUAUUUACUUACUUAUUUAUUUAUUUUUGUUCAGUCAUUGGCUUCCAGCCCUUCUGAAUAAUCACUGUGAACACAAGCUUUGGAAGGCGGGUGGCUUACCUAACAUUGCAGACGGUUUGAUAUUGUCGUUUCAUAUAGGAAAUACCUUUGUUCCUCAGAAACUGCCAAAGUUAUAUAAAAUGUUUGUACAAAAAAGCAAUCCAUUACCUGUAUGAAAAAAAACUAUAUAUGUACAUGUGCUAUAAGGAUUUUUCUUUUCUUUUUUCAAUGCUACAUAUCUAAAUAGUGAUGGGGUGAUUUAUAAAAGUUUUAUUUUGGAGAGUUCUGUGAAGCUGUUAAACCAAUCUGAGAGUUGUAAAUGUUGCUUUACAUACGAGUGAUAUCAGCUUCUGUCAUUUCAUUUAUUUUUCUUUACAAUGGAAAGAGUUUAACGUUUGGUAAUUAUGCAACAUUCCUAUGUAUUGCACUGAUGGCGAAUUGUAUGUCAUGUAAAUAUACUUAGUGAUAAAUUGUA